UCUAAAAAGCCCAAUCAUUCUUUCCCCUUAGUUUCUCUUUCCUCUUUCUCUCUCCUCAAUCCCUAUGGUCUUCUCCUGUAAGGAAGAAGCCCCUAGGGUUUCACAGGCUACGGCUAUCGGUUUAUCUUCCUCUAAUUCCAUGAACCUUUUCAGCAAGCAUUGCUCUUAGAAUUUUCGGCCACUUUUCUGGCCAUGGAAACUUCUGUGGACGAUAAUGGAGCGCCUGAGUCAUGGGAGCUCGCUGACCUUGAUGAGAGCAUGAAGAGGUUAAUGGUGGCCUGUAACAACAGAUCUUCGAGCUCUUCUCAGGCGCCAGAGAAUGAUUUUCCGGCAAGUUCAGUUCCUGUUCAGGCCACUUCGAUGCCUUCUUCUAGUGAAUUUUCCGAUGAUUCUUUGAACCAGGUGGAUCAGUUCCUCAGAGAAGCUCUUCAGAACCCUAGAGAACGGCUAUCCAUCCUAAGAAUGGAACAAGAUGUCGAGAAGUUUAUACGUGACCCCAGGCAACAACAACUUGAGUUCCAGCAGCUGCCCACCUCCUACCUGCGCCUUGCUGCUCACCGUGUUGCCCAACACUAUGGCCUCCAGUCCAUGGUCAUGCUUGACAACAGCUUACCUGAUGGAUCAGGCUCCCGAAUAGUCAUUAGAAAGACCUCAGAUUUCCGCGUCCCUCUUAUACGUUUAGCUGAUAUACCUGCAAACCUCCCUCAAGAUGAAAGCAACAAUGUGGUUAAGGUCGCCAUCAAGCAAAGACCGCAAAAAAGAAGCCAAACCAUCAAUAGUGGCAGUACCCAUUCUUCCAAAGUAAACCUCUCUAAAACUGUAGAAGAGAGAAAGGAAGAGUACAAUAGGGCAAGAGCCCGGAUAUUCAGUUUAAGUAAUAGUAGCAACACAGUGGGAAAAUCAGAUGGAGAGUCUACUGUUCCCGAUGGAUUUCAACAGGGCUCAUCGGUAUUGGUUAGGAUGGAAGAUAAACCAGUAGUUGGUGAGAGCUUGGAAAGCAACCAUGGCAAAGGGGUGGGAGAGUCUUCUUCAGGGAGCGGUAGGGCACAAAGGAGUAGAGCUGAGAAAGAGAUUGCUAAUACUAGUAUAUAUAAGAUGAAUAGUAGGGUAGCUAUCUUUCGGGACCGGGAGGUUGACCGCAAGGACCCCGAUUAUGACCGCAGUUAUGAUAGGUAUAUGCAAAGGUUUGAUCCUGGAUUUGGUUAUAGCACUGGCGGUCCUUACACUAUACAACCACUGUACUCCCCAGCUAUAAAUUAUAACACUGAAUUUCCUCAGCUUGGAGCAACUUCUCAUAGGGCACAGAUACCUAUUGACCAUCAACAACCUCAUCCUAUUCCUCCUCAGCAUAUUCGUGGACCUUGGGGACCUCCAUCACAAAAUCCGCUUGGCUAUGGACCCCCAGAUAACUUGAUCCCACCCUUCAAUCCUAAUCAUGUUGGUGCUCCCUCCCCAUCUCCUGUCUACUUGCACUCCUCGCAGUAUGCAUGCCCCCGAUUGCCUGGGGUGCCAUUUGUUCAUCCUCAUGAGCAUGUCCAAUCCUUUGCACAGGUGAGAGAGAGAGAGAGAGCAUCCUCAUGAGCAUGUCCAAUCCUUUCAGCAGGAGCGAGAGAGA
Amborella trichopoda is the source of this 1615-nucleotide messenger RNA. NCBI's taxonomy places the organism in Eukaryota, Viridiplantae, Streptophyta, Magnoliopsida, Amborellales, Amborellaceae. The record is from RefSeq and is a predicted model, not a curated record.